AUGCUUUUAAAGCCCAAUAUUCAAUGGCCACUUCAUUGCAAACACAAGGCAGCUUUUUUAAAUUAUCAACGCGUGCAGAAGACGCCUUUUGCAAGAGAAACCACAACAAACAGAGUUCUGUUAAGUAAUAGGGUAAGAGACGGAGCAAGCUGGUUGCAGCUGGAAGAUCUACCUAUCUCAUAUAUUAUGGAGUUUGAUCUAUUUAAUGGAUUGAACCCACGGCAGUAUGAGGCUGUUACUUUCGAUCCUACAAAGGCAUUACAGAUUGUUGCUGGUCCAGGCACCGGUAAAACAAAGGUGCUAACAACUAGGUAUGUCUACCUAAUUGCAUUUAAAAACAUCAACCCCCUUUCAAUUAUUAUGACAACAUUUACGAAGAAAGCUGCGGAUGAAAUUAAGGCUAGAGUGGAACCUAUUCUUCGAAAGUGCGGCUAUGAUACCAACAAAUUGUUAAUUGGUACUUUUCACUCAAUUUGCAACAAUCUUUUACAUCAAUAUGGCCAUUUAAUCGAUUUACCUAAUCAUUGGAGGGUAUUUGCGAGCUCAGAAGUCGAUCCUAUUGUUAAAAAGUUGGUUGAAGAGUGCCCAGAUCAGAUCCGUGAUUAUGCUCUUUCUUAUCGUGCAAACAAGGUCAACUUAUGCCUGCCGAAUCGCAAAUCUGAAUGGGCAUUAGCUGAGAAACAGAUUAUUAAAAAUAUCUCCCGCCUAAAAGCAGAAGCUUUAAGCCCAGAAGCAUACAAGAACCUUGAUUCACACGAUGAAGCUCUUUAUUAUUUUUACAAUGCUUAUCAGGUAGAGAUGUUAAGACAGGGGGGGCUUGACUAUGAUGAUCUGUUAUUUUACUCAUAUAAACUUCUAUCGAAGAACAGAUGCUGGAACCAUAUUAAGCAUGUAAUGGUUGAUGAAUUCCAAGACACCAACAACAUUCAGUUAGAACUAAUGUAUCUAUUAUCAAGAGGAAAACAUCAAUCUUGCGAAGGAGUCACUGCGGUUGGAGAUCCAGACCAAAGUAUCUAUGCAUUUCGUUCAGCAUUGGCCCGAAAUUUUGAUGAGAUGAUCCAAAAAUGUCCUAUUGAAUAUGGUCAAGUUGUUUUGGAAGAAAACUAUAGAUCGACUCAAAAUAUCCUUGAUACUUCAGAAUAUGUCAUAAAGCAACAGUCAGAUGGAAGAAAUCAAAGACUGCCACUACGUGCACAGUUUUCAUAUGAUAUCAAACCGGUUUAUAUGAAGUUUCCUGAUGGGUUUUUAGAAGGGCCUACAAUUUGUAAAGAGAUCCUAUAUUUGAAGGCCAUCCCAGAUUUGUUUUCCUUCAACGAUAUUGCAAUCUUAGUUCGACAGAGGAGACAAAUAAAAGCAAUUGAACGGGCAUUAAUUGACCAUAGAAUCCCAUACAAAAUUAUCAAGUCCGUUUCAUUUUGGGAACGAAGAGAGACAAAAGCAAUGCUGGACUUGCUUAAAGUGGUAUGCUCAGAUUUAGACAGAUAUGCAAUUAUCAGAUCUUUACAGUACCCCUCUAAAGGCCUCGGUGAUGUAAGUAUUGCAAAAAUUGAAAAGUUAUUUGAUGAAGAGUUAGAUAAGCCCGCAUUUGUAGUCUUGAAAGAACUUGCGGAUGGCCUGAAAGAUCAUAAAUUCCCCGCUAAAGGUAAAGUUUCAAUAAAGAAUUUUGUUUCUCUCAUUGAAACCGCUAGGAAGUUAUGUGAUGAAAACCCAAAAAUGUCUACUAGGGAUGAGUUAUUUGAGUAUUUGUAUGAUGCAUCAGGCAUGAAGAAUGAGUUUCUUUUUGAGGACGAUAAGGCUGAUAGAAAAGCCAAAGCUCUUGAAGAAUGUGAGCCUAACAAAUACAAUAAACGCCACAAGAAUAUCGAACUUGUUAAAUCUCACUUUUUGGGGUUUCACCCAGACGAAAUGGAUCCGAAGUAUAGGAUUGAGAUGAAUCCGGAUACAAAUCAACCGUGUAUCGUAAACGAUGCACCUGUUAUAAAACAAGAUGGAGAAGGAUUGGAGAAUUUAAGCAAAUACUUUAAUUCUAAGCUUAAACCAUUAACAGGGAAAUUUGAUACAAGCUGUGGAGAAAGGGUGGCAAAUAAUGAUGCAAAACAGGAAAAUGAGAACCCAAGAAUAGAUAUCUACAAAUUUCUACGUCAAUUUAUUGAGUUCAUAAACUUGUACACUACAAACGAAGCUUUAGACCCAUCUUGCUUAACUGAAGAUCAGGUUGCUGCUAAGAAACAAAGAGAUAAAAAUGGAAUACUUACUGUCACAACCAUUCAUGGCUCUAAAGGUCUUGAGUGGCCAAUUGUUUUUGUACCAGGUUGUGUUGAAGGUAUAAUUCCCUGUGUUUAUGCAAAUUCAAGAGAUGAUGACUCUGAAGAGGAAAAUGACGUCGAGGAUGCUAAGGAUACAGAAGAUCUUCAAAAUUCGAAUGAUAAUAGCCCCAAAAAAGGGAAGCAGUCGAAAGCUUCAGAAAGUAUUGAUGAGGAGCGUCGUAUGUUUUUUGUAGCACUAACUAGAGCAAAAUUCCUACUUUAUGUUAGCGCUAUAGAGAAUAACGAGCGAGUUCCAAUUAUUCCUAGCCAAUUUUUAACACCUGAAGUUAUGCGAACGUUGACUGGAUCACAACAGUUAUUUGAUAAAGUGGAUUAUAUUGAUUCUUUGUAUGAAGCGAUGCAUAAAGAACCAAAAAGGACUCCAAGUUUUUGUCUCGAAAGGUUGCUGGAAGAUUAUCAUAACUUUGUAGCUGCUAAUCGUGAGUUCUUGAUAUGGAAAAAGGAGAAGAUAUUACAUGUAAAUACUAUUGACUUCGGUGAAAAUAUUCAAACCGAACGUUUUAACAUGGGAAUCACCACUGCAUCAAAACAAUUAAAAAGAAGUGAAAAAAUGCUAUUUGGUCAAGACUUGAAUCCAUGUUCACGACAAUCUGCAAAUUAUGCUCCCACAAUAUCUAGGAAACCCAGUAAUACAAUUACCAGGAAGCAAUUUGCUCCACCUCCAACCUUAUCUCAAAGGGCCCCAAACACCACUGGAAAAACGUUUGCACCAAAGCCUAAUGAACAUCUGAAGCCGCCAACUGAAAAUCCUAAGGAAUCUGUAAGACGUCAUAAAUACGUUAAAAUUAGGAGUAAUACACUCGAAGAUGUCGUUAUUGCAAGUGAAUGCCCGCAAAUAACAGGCGUUAAAGAAAGGGUACGCUCUGGGAUGUUAUCCCCUUCUAAGUCGCAGCAUCGAAUUGUAGCAGAAGAAAUAAGAUUAGAAGAUCUGUCUGAUGAGGAUCAGUGCGGUGAGGUGAACAUCAAGAGAGAUGAAGUCACCGCUGCUGAGCUACUACACAAUCCAAAUGAUUUAGAAGUAGACAACAGGCCUAUCUUGACAAAUGCCAAAGUUUUAGCAGAUGCUAGUAGAAUUGAAAUUUCCAAAAAAUUAAAUGGCGGUACAAAACGGAAUAGAAAUAGGAAAAAGAUUAAAAAAGAGUCUGAGAACGAUAAUGAUAUAUUGAUGAGACUUAAAAGGGCCCGGAAGGCAACGCCUACAAUUAGCGAUGAGGUAAUUGUUUUAGAUUAG
This is a messenger RNA of Eremothecium cymbalariae DBVPG#7215, 3558 nucleotides long. It is a transcript of the gene SRS2, whose product is annotated as DNA helicase SRS2. Gene Ontology annotation, biological process: recombinational repair. The record is from RefSeq and is a predicted model, not a curated record. The coding region runs from base 1 to 3558 and encodes 1185 amino acids. The transcript has a single exon. Gene Ontology annotation, molecular function: ATP binding; hydrolase activity; 3'-5' DNA helicase activity. Lineage: Eukaryota; Fungi; Ascomycota; Saccharomycetes; Saccharomycetales; Saccharomycetaceae. Gene Ontology annotation, cellular component: nucleus.